UUUCACCUCGCAUCGUUCCUCUUCCUCUUCCUUUCUCACUGGAGAAGCGUAGUCCAAGAAGUUGAAAUCACUAGGUGGUAAAGGGGAUGGGGCUUACUUUUACGAGGCUUUUUAGCCGGCUCUUUGGAAAGAGGGAGAUGAGGAUUUUGAUGGUCGGACUGGAUGCGGCUGGAAAAACCACGAUCCUGUACAAGCUUAAGCUUGGAGAAGUCGUUACUACGAUCCCUACCGUUGGAUUCAAUGUGGAGACUGUGGAAUACAGGAACAUUAAUUUCACCGUUUGGGAUGUGGGUGGCCAAAGUAAGAUUAGACCGCUAUGGAGGUACUACUUCCAGAAUACCCAAGGACUCAUUUUUGUCGUUGACAGCAUCGACAGAGACCGUAUUAUGGAUGCCAGGGAUGAGCUGCACGUGAUACUAAAUGAGGAUGUGUUACGUGAUGCUUUGUUGCUUGUAUUUGCAAAUAAGCAAGAUCUACCAAAUGCAAUGAAUGUCGCUGAAAUUACUGAUAAGCUUGGUCUGCACUCUCUGAACAAGCGACACUGGUACAUACAGAGCACAUGUGCAACAUCUGGUGAUGGUUUGUAUGAGGGGCUGGAUUGGCUUUCCAGCAAACUUGCUAGCGAGGUUUGAAACUUGAUGUAAAUGGUGAUCUUGAUGCAUAACGUUGCUGUCCACUGUAGUACAACAGACAGUUGCUCAUGGUUUAAAAUAUUAUUAUUAUUAUUAUUAUUCUGCUUUUGUACAGUGUAAUAUAAAGUGAGAGCAUACAGUGAGAUCACAUUGGUUUCCUACAUUGUAAUAUUUCAUUGUUUGAUCGAAUAUACAGGUUAAAUGAAUAAUCAAAUUAGAUUCUUCUAA
Messenger RNA from Zingiber officinale, 860 nucleotides. Its product is annotated as ADP-ribosylation factor 1-like. The transcript has 7 exons. The record is from RefSeq and is a predicted model, not a curated record. The coding region runs from base 87 to 632 and encodes 181 amino acids. Gene Ontology annotation, molecular function: GTP binding; GTPase activity. Gene Ontology annotation, biological process: intracellular protein transport; vesicle-mediated transport. Gene Ontology annotation, cellular component: cytoplasm. NCBI's taxonomy places the organism in Eukaryota, Viridiplantae, Streptophyta, Magnoliopsida, Zingiberales, Zingiberaceae.